AUGGAGGGCAGUGGUGGCGCCGGCGCCGAUGGUGGCGGCGUCCACCCAAUCUUAGGUGCUCUUGAUGGACAGAACAACUGGAUGACCAGCCAUCCACAGUUUUUGGAGAUGUUGGAUUUGGAUGUGGCAGAGACUUCUCAAGUUUAUACAGCAUUCUUAGUUUAUCUGGACCUUCUGGAAGCUAGAAACUGGCAUGAGGUAAAGAGUGUAGGAUUACCAGAACUCCAGCUCAUCUGCCUUCAUGGUCAUGAGAAAGAAGGAGAAAGAUUACAGAUUGUGGUACCAACAUCUGUUCAUGCAGCCUUCAGUCAUGAGAGAAUAAGAGAGAUCAUGGCACAUGCUUGCAAAUUGCAAGUUGAACAAGGUUCUCCAAUGUCAAUUACACUGGCCAUAGUAGAAUCUGAUUCCACAAUUGUUUAUUAUAAGCUGACUGAUGGAUUCGUAAUGCCAGAUCCUCCUGAUGCAGUCGAGGAAACUGAUGGUAAACAGGGGAGAAAGAAAAAGAAACUGAAGAGAUAACUGGAAGUGUGAACUGAAGAACUGAAGUGAGGAUAGUUCAUGGGAUCACCGCUGUCAAGCCAAUUUGAGGAUAAGCAAGAACACAGUGGUUCGGUUUACGGAGAAAAGAAUGCAAGCUUAACAAGCAACAAAACAACUGCAAAUGUACCCAGCUUCUGCUAGGCCUAGACCCCAACGAAAUAGAAUCACUAGGGAGAGGGCCCAUAUGUUCAAAGACUUUUAUGGCAGCUAUUUCCAUGAGAGCUCCAAAACGGAAAUUAAGGGAGGAUAGUUUCCAAAUGAGGUGGACGAUCUCCAUGAUUUGAUUCAGAGAGAAGUAACCUGAAGAAAAAAGAAGGCAUCAGACAUAGCCGAGAUGGAAAUACAGGGCAGAUUUAGUGAUGCUAUAUUCCUGCAGUCUGGAACUCUGGCUUAGCUGGGCUUUUGCUCUAAAACUGUGUGUCAAGUCCUUGGAGAAGCUUUUGAUUCUCCUGGAGGUAGAUCAGUGUCUGGUUUGUGGUAUGGGCAUUUGGUGGACCAGAGUUCAGCUAGCUUCUUCACCUCCAUGAGCAGACAAGUUCAGUAUACUCUCUCUAGGAUUCACAACUCCACAACAACUGCCACAACUAAACCUUGGACUUUCCUAGCCUCCAUGAGCAGCUAUUCCAUCAGGUUCCAGGGCACUCUGUCACCAACUACAGUGCUAAAGCUAUCACCUUGACCCUUCCCUUUUCCCCUUCACAGUACGUACCCCUCUCCUCGCCCCCCACUACACACAUCUCUCUGAUACUCUGAGAUAGCUCUGUGCUAAUGCUGAGUACCCAAGGACAAUAACUAUCUGAACUCAUUCCUCAGUGAUGAACAUCUUUUCAUUCUGCCAUAUCCUCCCUAUGCCAGUAAUUUUGAAUCUCUGGCUACCAUUGUUCAAACUUCCAUUCUCUGUCCUCACUGACCAUUUCCUUAUGACCAUCCUCCUCAACCCAACCUCCUCCCUCCCCCAAUGACUGAAGCCACCCACUUCUACUGUGAUCUCUGUAGAGUAAAAGUACUUAGCUCUCGUCUUAAAAAUUUUUUAUUUCUCCUCUACAUCUUGCACUCAUAGAGAUCUGACUCUGUACUGAUAACACCACAUCUCUGGCCAUCCUUUCCAGCUCUGGCUGCACUUCCAUUCCUUCUCUACCCCUUCUCUUCAUCUUCUGCCCACUGGUCUUCAUCAGGAAGUUAGAAUGUUCCUUGUUCUCCAUUACUAUUUCCUGGCUCUUAUUCUACCACCAUCACUCGCUUUUUUUGAGGUUCCCUCAAACCACAUUUAUCAUUCAAUCAAGAUUAAGUUGUCUGUUGUCUGCCUACUUCCAGGACAUGCUCUUUUCUUUAGAGAAGGGUUUAGUGGCUUACUCAGUUUUUGUCUUUAUCUUUCCAGCUCCUGCUCUCAUACUAAAAGGUGGCAUCAGUUAUUUCAUAUUUAUAUUUUUCCAAACACCUUAACCUCACAUUACCUAUUUCUCAAGACCUACCCUUCCUUCUCAUUUUACCUACAUCCAGAAAGGUGAAGAUCCUUUCAUCUUCCCUUCACCUGCAAGUAUUCCACUUCCAUCUUUGUAUACUCUGAAACUCCUUUUAUUUGAUCAUAAUCUGUUGUCAUCCUACUUCUGCUUUGCAACCCUAAACCAUCCUGAUCUUCUUCCUCACUAGCAGGAAUUCUCUACUCCUUGGUUUGCCUGGCUUCCUUCAAGUUUAACUAAAAUCCCUCCUUCUUUUCCCAGACUCUUAAUCUUAGUGCCUUUCAGAGAGUACUACUUAGAUAUCCUUAGCACUUAGUAGAGUGCCUGCCACUUAAUAGACAAUAAAAUGCUUGUUGACUUUGAGCAGAAAUAAGAGAACAAUUUAUUCAGAAAAAGUUUAUACCGAGAAAAACAGUGAAUCAAUACAGUAAUCGGGGAAUUGUGUGUAUGUAUGUGUCUCAAUAUUUUUGGUGUCUUUUUUUGUGUGUGAAAAUUUUUAAAAAAUGUAGUUGAUCAUGGAAGUGUACAUGAUAUGAGAGAGAGGUAAUAAAUAUUUGUAAACAUA
Molecule: messenger RNA, 2565 nt
Organism: Antechinus flavipes (yellow-footed antechinus)
Lineage: Eukaryota; Metazoa; Chordata; Mammalia; Dasyuromorphia; Dasyuridae
Gene: TSEN15
Product: tRNA splicing endonuclease subunit 15
Exons: 4
Coding region: 1-519 (172 amino acids)
Biological process (GO): tRNA splicing, via endonucleolytic cleavage and ligation
Molecular function (GO): nucleic acid binding
Source: RefSeq, a predicted model, not a curated record